AACGAAUGAGUGAGUCGUCAGUAUUUCCUUUAUAUUAAUGAGUGAUUUACGGGUUUUAUGGGUGCUGUAAGUGUCAGUUUAUGCUUUUAUGGCAAGUUGUAGCGAGCCGACUGUAAAUUAUAUUUAUAUCUAUCGUUAUUAGCUCGCUCAGCCAAUGAAAAAAAGCCACGGUUCAUUUGUGCAGCAUUUAGGGGAAUAAAAAGAAAACAAAAAUCACGGUAUGGAGUAUGAGGAAAAGGCCAGGUCUGUCGCUGAACGUCUUUUAAGUUACAGGAAAGACGAGUCCGGCUGGAAAAUCUGUAAGAAAUCGAAUGAAGUUGCUGUUUAUUGGCGACCUUCAUCUGAAUUCCCUGGAAAUGUAUAUAAGGGAGAGGGGAUAGUCAAUGGCAGUCCACAGAAAGUCUGGGAGUGUUUGAAACCAGAGCCAAAUGGGCUUCGUCUCAAAUGGGACAACAACGUGAAGAAGUUUGAGCUCCUUGAACAAGUUUCUGUUGAUGUCACAGUAUGCAGAACUGUCACUCCCUCUGCUGCCAUGGGCGUUAUAUCGCCACGAGACUUUGUAGAUGUUAUUUUAGUCAAGCAAUAUGAAGACGGAACAAUUACAUCAAAUGCGACUCAUGUGAGCCAUCCAGCUUGUCCUCCCCAGCCUGGCUAUGUGCGCGGCUUUAAUCAUCCAUGUGGUUGCAUUUGUGUGCCUGUACCAGGGGAAGCAGGUAAAACUCAGCUUAUCAGCUUCUUCCAGACCGAUCUUGGAGGUUUGCUUCCUCGUUCCGUCGUGGAUUCAUUCUUCCCUGUCAGUAUGGUUGAGUUUUACACGAACCUUACUAAAGCUGUUAAAUCUCUCAAAUAGCACUAAAGGCACUUUUUCUGGAAUAUCCACUUCCAUAACUGCUCAACAAAAAUGUAUUUUCUGAUCCUCGCUGUGUUUCCUAGUGAGCACUAACUGACCAUUAUUGAGUUCAUUCCUGAUUCUGACUUAAAAUUUAAGUCGACCCUGGCCCGGGCCUUGAUCUGACCCCUAAAAAUAUGUCCUUUUUAGUACAUUUGAAGUUUGACUUCUUGUGUAUGACCAGAAAUGUUUAUUUUCACUGAAAUUUUAACUUCUAAACAUUAUUGUGCUCACUAGGCUCAUGUUUAGUUUUCAUUGGUUUUUAAAUGUUAUAUUAUUUCCAAAGGUGCAGAACAGAAAAGUAAGUUCACUAAAUAUUUGUCAAAAAUGGCUGGUUAGAAAUUUUUAACCCUACUACAGCAAA
Neoarius graeffei (lesser salmon catfish) is the source of this 1253-nucleotide messenger RNA. It is a transcript of the gene stard5, whose product is annotated as StAR related lipid transfer domain containing 5. The transcript is spliced from 6 exons. Lineage: Eukaryota; Metazoa; Chordata; Actinopteri; Siluriformes; Ariidae. The record is from RefSeq and is a predicted model, not a curated record. The coding region runs from base 221 to 850 and encodes 209 amino acids. Gene Ontology annotation, molecular function: lipid binding.